AUGCAUUCAAAGACUUUCAAGGUCUCCUUCCUCCUCUACUUUUCCAUGUACUCUGGUCUCAUUGAUGCGGGGUUUACUGUAAGAUGACUAUAAAUAUACCUCUUAAUCUGAAACUAUCUCUAGGAUACGCUCUCCAAUAUUUGGCAAGGAAUCAAAGACGCCAAAAACGAAUUCGAAUCAGCCGAAGAUACGGCUGGCACUUGGGUAAAUGAUACCGAAAAGGAGGUCAACACAGAUGUGAAGGUCAUCCCAUUGGUCCCUCAAUUGGAAAAAUGGGGAGUUUUGUGUUCGCCCUGUCAAUCUGGUGUGGACUUUCUCUCUUAUUACAUCACCUAUGACUUCUAUGUGCCAUUGGUAAAGGAUAGGCACGGUUAUUUUACCAUUUAAACUUCAGGGUCUCGUCGCAAUUUGCCCAAUCAUCUAUGCAUUCGAUGAGAAUGCUCAUAACCUCUUGGCCUGUGAGAUUCUUGUAGGCGGCGCCAUCGUAUUCUCAUUCUUUGGAAACUCCAAAAAAGUGUGUAAAGGGCUGGGAAUGUGUGAUGUGUCGACUAACUCAACCAAAACCAAGAGAAGUGCCGAUGAAGGAAUGGAAUUUGACGAUCUUUUGAAGGUAAAAUGGAUUUACAAACCUUAUCUUUCAACAAGAUUUAAUUAUACUUUGUUUAAAUUGCAGUUGUUGCCAAGGAAUUUCAAGGAAUUCUCCAACAAAAUGGAUCAUUUGAAGCCGGCUGAUUACCUCAAGGUUGAGCACAACGUGGUGGAAAUCAUUGGUCAAAUAACAAAGCAGAAUCCUCAAAAGAUUGUGGAGUUGCUGCAGGAGAUCGCUCCCUAUUAUCAGUAA
Bursaphelenchus xylophilus (pine wood nematode) is the source of this 841-nucleotide messenger RNA. The record is from the annotation of a GenBank genome assembly. Lineage: Eukaryota; Metazoa; Nematoda; Chromadorea; Rhabditida; Aphelenchoididae.